AUGCCUGAGGUGACAACUUCUGACUGUAGUUUCAAUCUGCUCGAGCAGACGGAUAUAUGCGAAACGUAUACGAUUUCGAUCGAUGAAGAGUUCACGUCCACUUCUAGCGGACCAAAGUUAGGCCAUGGCCCCGAAGCGACAGCAACGACGCUGGUCGACGGAGAAGGAGAUACCGAAAAGGUACCUCAAACGUCGGUUCCAACCCCGAGUCUUGGGGGGCCAUCUUCCGUGUUAGCCACGGUUACAGGCCAAACCAAUGCUGCGGAUGGACCUGUCGAGACUGCAUCGCCUCUAGCGGCUCCAACCUCCAGUGGUGGCUCGAAAGGAAUAUCCAAAGGCGCUGUGGCAGGCAUCGCUAUUGCGACCGCGAUUAUCGGUGCUGCCAUCGCAUUCUUCGCCGCAUUCAUCCUGUUCAAACGCAGGAAGCGACCCACCGGACACCACUCACCGUACGGUUCUACGCCUGAUCUGGUUGCUUACUCGAAAGUACCAAAGGGGCAUACACCGUAUGUCUCGGUAUCGCAGAGCGCAGCACCGCCACCACCUAUCGCAGCGGCAGCCGUACCCCCACCAAGACGAGAUCUCGAUCUCGCAACACUGGCCAAUUCGUCCGACUUUCUAGCUGGUGUGUUACCUCCAGCGGCCGACGAGAGCACCGUGAAGAACAGGGUCGCGGCAUUGUUCAACCAGGUCCAGCAGCACGUCGACAACUUUUACCGCGAUGUACACGCGAGCAUCACACCUACUAUGGAGAAAGAUCUAGCGAGGUUCGGAAACGAGGGAGCGAGCAUAGCGGAGAUGCUACAGAAUUCUUCGAUGCCUACUGCCGUCAUUAAGCACACGCUCGCAGGCUACAUUCUCAACAUCGUAUCGGCGGAGGGAGAAGAUCAAUCAACCUUGUUCCCUGCGGAACUUACAGGUAUAAGAGAGAACGAGCAGUUUGAUACACCGGAUCGCCUCGCAGCCUACGUCCUCUACAGGCGUCUCGCAGUACACCUCCACGCUCCCACACCCUCCACCCUUCAAACGCGCCAAUCCGACAUCCGCGAAGCCGCCGAACACUUCGCCCUCACAUUCUUCCCCUGGGCGAGCCCCACAUUCAACGAACAGGACAAAGACGAAGAGCUGGUGCAGAUUAUAAGUAGUGCGUUGGAUCUAAGCAUAUGGUUAUACGGAGAACCGUUCUUAUACGAAUUUGUAUGGGAGGGCGUGGGCAGGAGAGGCACUGUCGUUGCGCCGGGGCUGGUACGGGCGACUGACGAGCGGGGCAGGAUCUGCGAGAGGCCGCAGGUUCUAUUAGAGCCGGUUGUUGUGGCGGAUUGA
Messenger RNA from Trematosphaeria pertusa, 1323 nucleotides. RefSeq lists its product as uncharacterized. NCBI's taxonomy places the organism in Eukaryota, Fungi, Ascomycota, Dothideomycetes, Pleosporales, Trematosphaeriaceae. The transcript has 2 exons. The coding region runs from base 1 to 1323 and encodes 440 amino acids. The record is from RefSeq and is a predicted model, not a curated record.